This is a messenger RNA of Pocillopora verrucosa, 2221 nucleotides long. Its product is annotated as major facilitator superfamily domain-containing protein 6-like. Gene Ontology annotation, cellular component: membrane. The record is from RefSeq and is a predicted model, not a curated record. NCBI's taxonomy places the organism in Eukaryota, Metazoa, Cnidaria, Anthozoa, Scleractinia, Pocilloporidae. Gene Ontology annotation, molecular function: transmembrane transporter activity.
UGUCAACAUGGCUACCGGUGGAGGGCAAAUUAUUAACGGUAAAAUUCAAGCAGUAGAGGAGGAGACACAGUAUGGAAAUCGAGCGCGAAUUUUCCGGAUAAACAAAGAUCUUUUGGUGCUAAAGCUUUACUACUUUUUCGCAUUUAGUGCGAAAGCUUGUAUCCAACCAUUCUUUCCGGUGUUUUUACGCCACGUGGGAUUAUCAGCUGAACAGACCGGUUAUGUGAUCGGACUGCAACCACUGGCAAAUUUCAUUGGAGCACCCAUCGCUGGCGCUUUAGCGGAUAAAUAUCGAAAACAUAGAGUUGCAAUGUUAAUUAUGUGUAUCGUUUCUUCUGCUCUUCGAUUUUCUUUGGUGUUUCUUCGACCCAACGAGGAACUAAACGCGGCGAAGAACUUUUGUAAUAAUAGCUCAUUUUCUAACAUAACUGGAAAGGAAAGGACCGUACUUAAAAAAAAUUAUUCUAUGAUUCCAGAGAAUUAUUCAUCACCUUUUGUGGAUAAAAACUGCACAGAUGAUUUCGUUGGAAAUACAACAGAUAUCGUCAAAACUACAGCUAGUCGGGACAACUACAAUAUGUUUGUUCUUAUAUCUGUUCUUUCUUUUGUAUGGUCGCUAUUCGAUGGCUCGAAUUCCAUGGCUGAUGCAGCCACUGUUAAGUACUUGACAGAUAUUGGCAGAGGCGGUGACUAUGGCAAGCAAAGGCUGUGGGGUGCUGUAGGAUGGGGUAGCAUUGCAGUUUUGUCAGGGCUCACAAUUGAUCAAUCCUCCCAGAAUUCAAAUCAGAGUCAGUUUUUCAUAGCAUUCUGUGGUUUCCUGUUGUUUAGCAUUGCAGCUUUUGUAACAGUGUUUAAGUUGCCAUUGGAAUACUUAGGGGGUGAAUCCAAGCCUAAGAUUUUCCAGAAUGUGUUCAUCAUUCUCUCUGACUGUCGCAUUGUGACAUUUUUGGUGGGGAUUCUCAUCAUGGGAGCAUGUUUUUCAACAAUUGGUGCCUUUUUGUUCUGGUUUAUUCAAGACAUGAAUGGCAGCCAUUUGUUAAUGGGACUAACUCUUUGCAUGACAUGUGUCUCAGAAGUUCCUGUUAUGUUUUUUUCUGGGAAGUUAAUUAAAUGUAUUGGCCAUCAUGGUGUCCUAUACCUAACGUUUGUGUGUUAUACAAUUAGAUACGUGUUGUACUCAUUCCUUCACAAUGCCUGGUAUGUAUUGGCUGUGGAACCUUUACAUGGUGUGACAUUUGGAGCAAUGUGGGCAGCUACAACUUCCUAUGGGGGUCUUAUUUCACCUGAAGGGAUGCGUGCAACAGUGAUGGGUUUGGUUAUGGCAACGCAUUUUGGUCUGGGAAAACUUAUUGCAGGCUUUGGUGGAGGGGCCAUGUACAGUAGUUAUGGACCAAGAAUUCUUUUUAGAAGUCUGGCUGUAACAAGUGCUAUCACAUGCUUGCUGUUUGCUCUUUCGCAGAGGUUGAUUAAGAGGAAAUCACAAGUGCAUUAUUCAAACUUUCACAAUGAUUCUCAAAAUGACAGUACUUGGGAUGCAGAGAUGAAGGAGAUAAAUUUAGAUUCAGGUGAUGAACUUUGAUUUUGAUUCAGUUUUUUUGUAUUCACUUUGUUGAAGUGUAUUGUGGAAAGUUGUAAACAAUAGUUGACUUUUUAACUUGGAUAAAUUAACCAGAAACAACGUUCAAGAGGCUGUUAUGUUAAGGAUCUAAUUUCAGAAGGUUUACAUGUAAGUGUAAGUGAAAAGUUAACAGAAAAGUGAGAGGAUCAUUUUGUAUUGAGCAAGCUCAAUUUGUGUUGAAGAGUGGAACAGCACUGUAUGCAGUUUGGAUUUGAAUUUGAAAGGUAGAAUCUUGACUGCUUUUGGUUAUUGGGUACUUUUUAGUGUGGUUUGUCUCUGACACUAAAGGGUGAUCCAUGCAGGUGUUGUGGAAUUUAGGUCAUGAAUUUUUUUUUUUAUUAUUCUGAUAUAUUCAAGUGAAAGGAUUUGACCAAUAAAUUGUAAAAUAAGGUUGUAGUGUGAGGAGCAGGGCUGGUUACUUUUACUUUGUGUCAAUAAGAAAAUUGUGUCAUAUUUUUAAAACUUAAAGGUCAAAGACACUGUGGAUGUGUUGUGAAAGCUACUGGUACAAUUUUGCCUGACCUAGAUAUUUUGGUAAAUACUCUAUUUCAAACAAGAUAUUGUUAUUAUUACAGUGUACAUUAAAAUAUUAUUAAUUUUUUA